Molecule: messenger RNA, 1689 nt
Organism: Cercopithifilaria johnstoni
Lineage: Eukaryota; Metazoa; Nematoda; Chromadorea; Rhabditida; Onchocercidae
Source: the annotation of a GenBank genome assembly
AUGUCGCAAUACCGACGAAUUGUUAUUGAUGAUGAUUCAUCGAGUGAUAAUGAUGAUAAUGAUGAGGAUGAUGAUAUCGAUAGAGAUGUUGAUGAAACAGAAGAUAAUAUCAAUGAAAGUGAUGAAAAUAGCAAUAUCGAUAUCCAAAAUGUAAGCUAUCUGUUGGAAACGUUGAAUUUCACGAAACGAAACACUUACGGAUAUCGAGUUGAUUGUACGGAUGAUGAAGCAACAAGCAUUGAUGAGGAUACUUAUCUGGAAGAUAGUUUCGUCAUUAAGGAUUAUACUUCUGAAGAGAAUUUUUCAAAUACAUCAAGCGAUGAACAAUAUUUCAAAAAGAAAAGGAGCACCUGUGGUCAACAACAGCAAGAAAUAGUACCAAAAGAAAUAGAUAAGAGAACCGCGGAAAUUUCAUCAUUUUUUCGAAAUGAUCUUUCGGAUGUGAGCAUUGAUAAUAAAAAAGUAUCAACAUUAUUUGAAUUAUAUCCGGAAUUGAAGGAGAACGUGGAUUUUAAGGAGACUUCGUUGAACAAUGAUAAUAUCAAAAUAUGCAGUGAAUCUAGCGAAUUUGAUGAGGAUAGUAAUGAUGAAUUUGAAAAAUACUUGGAAGAAGUCAAAACUCAGUUAUCCGUUACGAAAACUUACGAUUCACACGAUUUGAAUGAGUUUAUCAUGUCUGAUAGCGAAUCCAUUAUUGAAAGCAGCUCAGAAUGUGAAUCUAACUCAAGUGACAAAUCCGAUGAUGUGCAACUGAUUGGUGAAGUAUUGAAAAAUAUUGGAGAUGAAAAGAUUCGGCAUCAUAGCACUGCAAAAAAUAUUAGUAGUGAACAUGCAACGCAUUGGCAUCAUCCAGCGAUAGAAAAAAAAAUGGAAGAAGAACAUGCUAACUUGCAUUUAGAAUCACAAAGUGCGAUAAACAUUCAAAGAGAGAGCCAAGAUGAUGACGAAAUUUUCCUUUUGGCUCUUUCACAAAAUGGACCAGUACAUCGGGAUGCUCAAAAGUAUACUGCAGUUAAAUUUCCACGAAUUAGAGAAAAGUUGACGGCAAAGUUGUUCGAUUUGUACAGAAGACGUUGUUUCGAAAAUAAGAAAUUCCAGUUAGAUCCAAAUAUGGUGCUGGAAUGGAAUGCACGUUUAAGACUGACGGCUGGUCGUUGUCGUUGCAAACCGAACGGCACAGCAGACAUCGAGCUUUCCAUUAAAGUUUGUGAUACUCCUGAACGACUACGUGAUACACUGCUCCAUGAAAUGUGCCAUGCCGCAGUUUGGGUUAUCGAUCGUAUCCAUAAGGGUGGACACGGAUCAGCAUGGAAAUACUGGGUAUAUCAAUGUAAAAAAGUUUUCCCAUCUUUACCACUUAUUGAACGAUGUCACAAUUACACAGUUGAUGCCAAAUAUUAUUACAUUUGUGAUCAAUGUGGACAAACAAUUAAACGCCAUUCGAAAUCACUUGAUACUGAUCGUAAAAUUUGUGGCAUUUGUCAGGGACAUUUUAUCCUGAGAUCACGCGAUGGGAAGGAAUUUUCGACAAGGUCAGCCAACACAUUUGCACAGUUUGUGAAAGAAAACUUCAAAAGAGAACGAAAACCUGGUGUGAAGCCUGCAGAAAUCAUGAAAAUCUUAUCGCUACGCUUCAGAGAGGAGAAAGGAAUGGCUUCCGAAAGAGGAGGAAUUAUUACUAUUGAAUAA